AUGGCACUUCUCCGCUCGCUUCCUGCGUUUCGCAAAGGGGGCGCAUCGGCACUUCGACUUCAAACGUGGCACAGCAGACCUGCAGCGCCAUUACUUCAAAGACGGCACCUGGGACUUGUGGGACCACAAUUACCAGGUCCGCCGGAUGAACCUGAAGACGAGCCUCCCGGGAAGAAAUCUGGCAAAAGUAAUGGCGAUGAUGGCUUCUCCUGGAAACCUACCAUGUUCCGGAUGGCUGAGUCUGCAUUGACCACUUUCGCUUCAGUCGCGAUCCUGGGUAUGGUUGGUGUUGGCUAUACCAUUUGGUACAAGCGACAUAUCAUAGAGAAGAUGGAGAAUGCAUUCAACCCUGGCGACCCGGUGCUAGACUUGGCCGCGACUAGUAAGCAGGGCUCUGCUACCGGCGGAACCAUCCUACUCGACGAGGAGAAGCACCGCGAGCAUUGGGUAUUGCGUGAAGAGCAAAGCCUCAUUGAUGAUAUCGUUGCUGGAAGAGCUAGGGGCCAGUAUCAUCUUCUGGUCGGCGAAAAGGGAACUGGAAAGUCUAGUAUGCUGAUUGACGCCAUGGCCAAAGUGGAUGGCGAGGGCUGUGCCAUGUUUGACGCUCACKCCAAUCCCGAGAUCUUUCGCAUUCGAUUAGGAAAGGCAUUGGACUUUGAAUUUCAUGAAGACAACAUCGGCUCUCUGUUUUCCAUCCGUGGACCUCGUGAUGCAGGCGCAUUACUCGAUGUUGAACGAGCAUUCAACAAGUUGGAGAAGGUUGCGAUGAAGCGUCGCGAGAAGCUUGGAAGACCGCUCAUUAUCAUUCUGAACUCCAUGCACCUCCUCCGCGACGACGACGACGGGAAAGAUCUGUUGGAACUGGUACAGCAGCGGGCAGAACAAUGGGCGGCAAGCAACCUCGCUACCGUCAUCUUCAACUCCGACGACUACUGGAUCUACGAGCGUCUAAAGCAAUACGCUACCCGGAUGAAUGUGAUCCGCAUCCUCGACCUCAACAAGGAGAAGUCCAUCGCUGCUUUGCUCAACUACCGCAACAAAUACAGGGGGGACAGUCCUCCCAAGUCACUUUUGGAACAAGUCUACGAUAAAGUUGGCGGUCGUAUGUCUUAUCUGAAUAAGGUCGCAAAGUCGAACGACAUGCUCAAAACCGCAGAGGAUAUCUGCAGGUCAGAGAAGACGUGGUUUUUGAACCAGUGCUGGAUCCUUGGGGCCGAAAUGGACGACGACGUGAUGGAUCAGCAGAAGUAUGCGAGUGCUGCGAUGGUUCUGGCAAGGGCUCUCGUGAACCUGGAGAAGGAAAUGGACUCGACGUAUGAUCCUGAGCAAGGACACAUUCUGCCUGAGAUUGCACUGCACAAGUCCAGGCAGAUUAUGACGAGAGCAGAUUUCAUAAGGAGCUACGACGCCAUCAACAUUUUCGCCAUUGACAGCAAUGCCAAAGUCCGGGCGGAUUCCGUACCUAUGAUGAAUGCGUUCAGGGAGAUCUGCGCCGAGGAAGGAUUCGACGAUUAUCUGGAAGCCACGCUGGAUCGCAUCAGUGACAUUGAGUCCUUGGGCCGUACAAGGGAGCUGACAAUCAAGGAUCUGUGGAAUAAUGGAAAGUACAGGGUCAAGACGGAGAACUUCAAGGGGCAGGCGACGGGAGGCCUGACGUUUGAGGUUGAAAAGCCGCCGGAGGAAGAGGAGAGUGAAAGUUAG
Ramularia collo-cygni is the source of this 1701-nucleotide messenger RNA. RefSeq lists its product as uncharacterized. The transcript is spliced from 2 exons. The coding region runs from base 1 to 1701 and encodes 566 amino acids. NCBI's taxonomy places the organism in Eukaryota, Fungi, Ascomycota, Dothideomycetes, Mycosphaerellales, Mycosphaerellaceae. The record is from RefSeq and is a predicted model, not a curated record.